Molecule: messenger RNA, 3522 nt
Organism: Mesorhabditis spiculigera
Lineage: Eukaryota; Metazoa; Nematoda; Chromadorea; Rhabditida; Rhabditidae
Source: the annotation of a GenBank genome assembly
AUGGGCCUCCUUCGUCACCCGGGGAUGAUCACCUCCCGCAAGCUGAUGGUCGCCUACCGCCACGCCAGCACCACCGUCAAGAAGCGCGAGUUCAACAAGGUGAUGGUGGCGAACCGCGGAGAAAUCGCUAUCCGUGUCUUCCGUGCCCUCACCGAGUUGAACAAGACCAGUGUGGCCAUCUUCUCCGAGCAGGACAAGCACUCGAUGCAUCGCCUGAAGGCCGACGAGGCCUAUCUUGUCGGCAAGGGUCUACCGCCAGUCGCCGCCUACCUGACGAUUGACCAGAUUAUCGACACGGCCCUGAAGAACAACAUUGACGCCAUCCACCCGGGCUACGGCUUCCUGUCGGAGCGCGCCGACUUUGCGCAGGCCUGCGAGAAUGCGGGCAUCGUCUUCAUCGGGCCGAGCCCUGACGUGAUGGCUAGAAUGGGGGACAAGGUUGCUGCUCGUCAAGCUGCCAUUGAAUCCGGUGUCCAGGUCGUUCCCGGUACCUCUGGGCCCAUCACCAAAGCCGAGGAGGCCGUGGAAUUUGUCAAGGAACACGGCACACCCAUCAUCCUGAAAGCGGCCUAUGGCGGCGGCGGACGCGGCAUGCGACGCGUCGACAAGAUUGAAGAGGUCGAGGAGGCCUUCCGCCGCGCCUACUCGGAGGCUCAAUCGGCGUUCGGAGAUGGCAGCCUGUUUGUCGAGAAAUUUGUCGAACGUCCCCGCCAUAUCGAAGUGCAACUGCUAGGAGAUCACCACGGAAAUAUCGUUCACCUGUACGAGAGAGACUGCUCGGUGCAGCGCCGUCAUCAGAAAGUCGUGGAAAUCGCGCCCGCCCCCGCUCUGCCGCCAGGCGUCCGCGACAAGAUCCUCGCCGACGCUAUCCGCCUCGCCAAGCACGUCGGCUAUCAGAAUGCUGGAACCGUCGAGUUCCUCGUCGACCAGAAGGGCCACCACUAUUUCAUCGAGGUCAACGCGCGACUUCAGGUGGAGCACACCGUCACCGAGGAGGUCACUGGUGUCGACCUCGUGCAAGCGCAGAUCCGCGUGGCCGAGGGCAAGACGCUGGAGGACCUGAAGCUGAAGCAGGACACGAUCCACGUCAAUGGGGCCGCUAUCCAGUGCCGAUUGACAACUGAAGAUCCAGCUCGUGGAUUCCAGCCGGACUCGGGUCGCAUUGAGGUGUUCCGCUCUGGCGAGGGCAUGGGCAUCCGUCUCGACUCGGCCUCGGCCUAUGCCGGCUCCGUGAUCACGCCGCACUACGACUCGCUGCUGGUGAAAGUGAUCGCCUCAGCGCGCUCGCACAACAAAGCCGCCGCCAAGCUCGUCCGCGCCCUCAAGGAGUUCCGCAUCCGUGGCGUCAAGACGAAUGUUCCCUUCCUGCUUAACGUCCUCCAGCACAAAGCCUUUAUUGACGCCUCCGUCGACACCUACUUCAUCGACGAACACCCGGAAUUGUUUGCUUUCAAGCCCAGCCAAAAUCGUGCCCAGAAGCUGCUCACGUAUUUGGGCGAGAUCCAAGUCAACGGCGCCACCACCCCGCUUGCCACCACUACAAAGCCGGCCCACGUCGAGCCCCCGGUUCCCCACCUCAAAGCCGGCACCAAGCCCCCGGUCGGUCUCCGCAGCGUGCUCGUCAACGAGGGCCCCGAGGCGUUCGCGAAGGCCGUGCGCCGCAACAAGGGCUGCAUGAUCACCGACACAACUUUCAGGGAUGCCCACCAAUCGCUGCUCGCCACCCGCGUGCGCACCUACGACCUGGCCAAGAUCUCGCCGUUCGUCUCGCACAAGUUCCCGCACCUGUUCUCGCUGGAGAACUGGGGAGGAGCCACCUUCGACGUGUCGAUGCGCUUCCUCCACGAAUGCCCCUGGGAACGGCUGGAGACACUGCGCAAGCUCAUCCCAAAUAUUCCUUUCCAAUGCCUGCUUCGCGGCGCUAACGCGAUGGGCUACAGCAACUACCCGGACAACGUCAUCGACAAGUUUGCCGAGCUGGCCGUCAAGUCGGGCAUGGACAUCUUCCGCGUGUUCGACUCGCUCAACUACGUGCCCAACCUCCUCGUCGGCAUGGAGGCGGUCGGCAAGGCGGGCGGUGUUGUUGAGGCGGCGAUCGCGUACACUGGCGACGUCUCCGACCCGACGCGCACCCAGUACAACCUCCAGUACUACCUCGACCUGGCCGAACAACUCGUCAAAGCGCAGUGCCACAUCCUCUCCAUCAAGGACAUGGCCGGCGUCUUGAAGCCCGAGGCCGCCAAGCUGCUCAUCACCGCGCUGCGUGACAAGUUCCCGGAUAUGCCCAUUCAUGUGCACACCCACGACACGGCUGGCGCCGGCGUGGCGUCGAUGAUCGAGUGCGCGAAGGCUGGUGCUGAUGCUGUAGAUGCGGCCGUCGACUCGAUGUCGGGCAUGACCUCGCAGCCCAGCAUGGGGGCCAUCGUCGCCGCCCUGCAGGGCACCAAGCACGACACAGGCCUGAACAUGGACUCGAUCUCCGAGUACUCGGCCUACUGGGAAAGCGCCCGGCAGCUGUACGCGCCGUUCGAGUCGGCCACGACGAUGAAGAGCGGCAACGCCGACGUCUACAAGCACGAGAUCCCCGGCGGCCAGUACACCAAUCUGCAGUUCCAGGCAUUCUCCCUCGGCCUCGGCGACAAGUUCGACGACGUUAAGCGCAUGUACCGCGAGGCGAACCUGGCCCUCGGCGACAUCAUCAAGGUGACCCCCUCAUCGAAGAUUGUCGGCGACCUGGCGCAGUUCAUGGUGCAGAACAACCUGACGCGCGAGACCCUCGUCGACCGUGCCGACGAGCUGUCCUUCCCGAAGAGCGUCGUCGAGUUCAUGCAGGGCUACGUCGGCCAGCCGCCCUACGGAUUCCCGGAACCGUUGCGCACCAAGGUGCUGCGCGGCAAGCCGAAGAUUGACGGCCGCGGCGGCGAGAAUAUGGCGCCGAUGGACCUCGAGAAGGCGAAGAAAGAUCUGGAGGAGCAGCACGGCCGCAAGUUGAGGGACGUCGACGUGAUGUCGUGGGCCAUGUUCCCGAAAGUGUUCGACGACUUCGAGCAGUUCCGCCAGCGCUACGGCCCGGUGGACAAGCUACCAACCCGCAUCUUCCUCACCGGCCUCGACAUUGCCGAGGAGGCUGACGUCGAGAUCGAGACGGGCAAGACGCUGGCCAUCCAGCUGCUCGCCGAGGGCAAGCUGAACAAGAAGGGCGAGCGUGAGGUGUUCUUCGAUCUGAACGGACAGAUGCGCUCGAUCUUCGUGCAGGACAAGGAGGCCAGCAAGGAGCUGAUCGUCCGCCCGCGCGCCCUAGCCGGCGUCAAGGGCAGCAUCGGAGCGCCGAUGCCGGGCGAGGUGCUCGAGCUGAAGGUGCAAGAAGGGGAUAAGGUAUCGCCGAAGCAAGCUCUUUUCGUGCUCUCCGCCAUGAAGAUGGAGAUGGUCAUCGACUCGCCGAUUGCUGGCACCGUGAAGCGCGUCUUCGCCAAGAAGGGUGACAAGUUCGAGGCGGGCGACCUGGUCAUCGAGGUCGAGCCG